Messenger RNA from Synchiropus splendidus (mandarinfish), 921 nucleotides. It is a transcript of the gene aqp11, whose product is annotated as aquaporin 11. Gene Ontology annotation, cellular component: cytoplasm; membrane. The transcript has 3 exons. NCBI's taxonomy places the organism in Eukaryota, Metazoa, Chordata, Actinopteri, Syngnathiformes, Callionymidae. Bases 1 to 813 code for a protein of 270 amino acids. Gene Ontology annotation, biological process: transmembrane transport. Gene Ontology annotation, molecular function: channel activity. The record is from RefSeq and is a predicted model, not a curated record.
AUGAGCGCGGACGUGCUCGUGUCUCUCGCGGUGGUCGCGGGCUUCGUCGUCGCGAGCGAGGGCGCGCGCCGCUGCUCGGGCAUCGUCCUGGCGGGAACGAGCCUCUCUGCGUACGCGCGGGAACUCGUGUGCACGUUCCAGCUGUGCUGUUGCACGCACGAGCUGAAGCUGCUGUCGGAGGUGGGCGGGAUCGCGCCUCGCAUCGCGCUCACGUUCACGUACGUGUUGUCGGUCGUGCACGCGCUCACCUUCCGCGGAGCCAUCGCCAACCCAUCCGGCGCACUCGCGCACGCGUGCCGCGCCAGGCUGUCGCGCGGCGCGGCGCUGCGGCGGGUGGCGUGUCAGUUUGCCGCAGCAGUGGCCGCGCGGGCGGCGGUGCGCGCCGUGUGGAGCCUCGGCUGGUCAGCACUUCACGCGCGUCACCGGUUGCUAGGUUACCACUGCAGCAGCCCCAUCCGCGUGCCUUUGCUAAUGGCGACGCUCGUGGAGCUCGCGUGCGCGUUCGCGAUUCAAACCGCGAUCACGCACACGCGCGCGCUGGAGGAGAAAUACCGCGUGCACGCAGUCGCUGUAGUCAUCACCUCAACUGUGUACGCAGGUGGGAGCUGGACAGGAGCGGUGUCCAACCCGGCCCUGGCCUUCUCCACCCAGUUCCCCUGCAGCGGCAGCUCCUUCUCCCACUACUGUGCCGUCUACUGUUUGGGCCCCCUGCUGGGGACCAGCGCCUCCGUGCUGCUGUCUGAUCGAGUGGUGCCUUGGCUGCUGAGGACGCCGGCGUCUCCAUGGCAACCAGAGUCCAGGAAGGGUCAGUGAGGAGCACCCAGGCCAGAGCACCUGACAGCAUGCUAGCUUUAGCACAUGCCUCACCUGGACAGCAGCCUGCUGAGUGUAACUGGGCUAAAGAAUAAACACGUGGUGACA